Ochotona curzoniae (black-lipped pika) is the source of this 3771-nucleotide messenger RNA. RefSeq names its product Ras protein specific guanine nucleotide releasing factor 1 (gene RASGRF1). The transcript is spliced from 27 exons. Gene Ontology annotation, molecular function: protein binding; guanyl-nucleotide exchange factor activity. Lineage: Eukaryota; Metazoa; Chordata; Mammalia; Lagomorpha; Ochotonidae. Gene Ontology annotation, biological process: positive regulation of GTPase activity; Ras protein signal transduction. Bases 1 to 3771 code for a protein of 1256 amino acids. The record is from RefSeq and is a predicted model, not a curated record. Gene Ontology annotation, cellular component: plasma membrane.
AUGCAGAAGGGGAUCCGGCUGAACGAUGGCCACGUCGCGUCCCUGGGGCUGCUGGCGCGAAAGGAUGGCACGCGUAAAGGGUACCUGAGCAAGCGGAGUUCGGACAACACAAAAUGGCAAACCAAGUGGUUCGCGCUCCUGCAGAACCUGCUCUUCUACUUCGAAAGCGACUCGAGCUCACGGCCAUCGGGCCUCUACCUACUGGAGGGCUGCGUCUGCGACCGCGCGCCCUCCCCCAAGCCGACGCUCUCUGCCAAGGAGCCGCUGGAGAAACAGCAUUACUUCACGGUGAACUUCACCCAUGAGAACCAGAAGGCCUUGGAGCUCAGGACAGAGGAUGCGAAGGAUUGUGACGAAUGGGUGGCAGCCAUCGCUCACGCCAGCUACCGGACCCUGGCCACCGAGCAUGAAGCGCUAAUGCAGAAGUACCUGCACCUGCUCCAGAUCGUGGAGACGGAGAAGACAGUGGCCAAGCAGCUGCGGCAGCAGAUCGAGGACGGAGAGAUUGAGAUUGAGCGGCUGAAGGCGGAGAUCGCGUCCCUGCUGAAGGACAAUGAGCGCAUCCAGUCCACCCAGACUGUCGCCCCCAAUGACGAGGACAGUGACAUCAAGAAGAUUAAGAAGGUGCAGAGCUUCCUGAGGGGCUGGCUGUGCAGGCGGAAGUGGAAGACAAUCAUCCAGGACUACAUCCGGUCCCCGCACGCCGACAGCAUGCGCAAGAGGAACCAGGUGGUGUUCAGCAUGCUGGAGGCCGAGGCCGAGUACGUGCAGCAGCUGCACAUCCUUGUCAACAACUUCCUGCGCCCGCUGCGCAUGGCCGCCAGCUCCAAGAAGCCGCCCAUCACACACGAUGAUGUCAGCAGCAUCUUCCUCAACAGCGAAACCAUCAUGUUUCUACACCAGAUCUUCUACCAAGGCCUGAAGGCCCGCAUCUCCAGCUGGCCGACGCUGGUCCUGGCCGACCUGUUUGACAUCCUGCUGCCGAUGCUUAACAUCUACCAGGAGUUUGUCCGCAAUCACCAGUACAGCCUGCAGAUCCUGGCGCACUGCAAGCAGAACCGCGACUUCGACAAGCUGCUCAAGCACUAUGAGGCCAAGCCCGACUGCGAGGAACGCACGCUGGAGACCUUCCUCACCUACCCCAUGUUCCAGAUCCCCCGGUACAUCCUGACCCUCCAUGAACUCCUGGCCCACACGCCUCACGAGCACGUGGAGCGGAACAGCCUGGACUAUGCCAAGUCCAAACUGGAGGAGCUGUCCAGGAUAAUGCACGACGAGGUGAGCGAGACCGAGAACAUCCGCAAGAACCUGGCCAUUGAGCGCAUGAUCAUCGAGGGCUGCGAGAUCCUCCUGGACACCAGCCAGACCUUCGUGAGACAAGGCUCCCUCAUCCAGGUGCCCAUGUCGGAAAAGGGCAAGAUCACCAGGGGGCGCCUGGGCUCCCUGUCCCUCAAGAAGGAGGGCGAGCGGCAGUGCUUCUUGUUCUCCAAGCACCUCAUCAUCUGUACUAGGGGUUCCGGGGGCAAGCUGCACCUGACCAAGAAUGGAGUCAUAUCCCUCAUCGACUGUACCUUGCUGGAGGAUCCAGAAAGCACGGAGGAGGAAGCCAAAGGAUCCGGCCAAGACGUUGACCACCUAGAUUUCAAGAUUGGGGUGGAGCCCAAAGACUCCCCGCCUUUCACAGUCAUCCUGGUGGCUUCGUCCAGACAGGAAAAAGCAGCGUGGACCAGUGACAUCAGCCAGUGUGUGGACAACAUCCGCUGUAAUGGGCUCAUGAUGAACGCCUUUGAGGAGAACUCCAAGGUCACGGUGCCGCAGAUGAUCAAGUCGGACGCUUCUCUGUAUUGCGAUGACGUGGACAUCCGCUUCAGCAAGACCAUGAAUUCCUGCAAGGUGCUGCAGAUCCGCUACGCCAGCGUGGAGCGGCUGCUGGAGCGGCUCACGGACCUGCGUUUCCUCAGCAUCGACUUCCUCAACACCUUCCUGCACUCCUACCGCGUCUUCACCACCGCCGUGGUGGUGCUGGGCAAACUCAUCACCAUCUACAAGAAGCCCAUCAGCGCCAUCCCUGCCAGGUCUCUGGAGCUGCUGUUCGCCAGCGGCCAGAGCAGCAAGCUGCUCUACGGUGAGCCGCCCAAGUCCCCGCGCGCCGUCCGCAAGUUCUCCUCUCCACCCCCGCUGUCGCUGAGCUCCUCCUCGCCCAGCCGCCGGCGGAAGCUCUCCCUCAACAUCCCCAUCAUCACGGGCGGCAAAGCCCUGGACCUGGCCGCCCUCAGCUGCAGCUCCAACGGCUACCCCAGCAUGUACUCCGCCAUGUCACCCUUCGGCAAGGCCACACUGGACACCAGCAAGCUCUAUGUGUCCAGCAGCUUCACCAACAAGAUUCCGGACGAGGGAGAGGCCACCCAGGAGAAGCCCGAAGAUGCGUCGACACUCAGCAAGCAGGGCUCAGAGGUGUCCGUGCGAGAAGAGUCUGACGGUGACCAGAAUCAGAGUGAUGACGGUGACACGGAGACAUCGCCCACGAAAUCCCCAACAACGCCCAAGUCGGUGAAAAGCAAGAACUCUUCAGAGUUCCCACUCUUCGCCUACAACAAUGGGGUGGUGAUGACCUCGUGCCGCGAGCUGGACAGCUCCCGCAGUGCCCUCUCAGCUGCCUCCGCCUUUGCCAUCGCGACCGCAGGUGCCAACGAAGGCACCCCCAACAAGGAGAAGUACCGGAGGAUGUCCUUGGCCAGUGCAGGCUUUCCUCCUGACCAGAGGAAUGGAGACAAGGAGUUUGUGAUCCGAAGGGCAGCCACCAACCGCGUCCUGAAUGUGCUGCGACACUGGGUCUCCAAGCACUCGCAGGACUUUGAGACCAAUGAGGAGCUCAAGUGCAAGGUGAUCAGCUUCCUGGAAGAGGUGAUGCACGACCCAGAGCUGCUGACCCAGGAGCGGAAGGCGGCAGCCAACAUCAUCAGGACCCUGACCCAGGAGGACCCAGGGGACAGCCAGAUCACGCUGGAGGAGAUCGCACAGCAGGCUGAAGGCGUGAAAGCUGAGCCCUUUGAAAAUCACUCAGCCCUGGAGAUCGCGGAGCAGCUGACCCUGCUGGACCACCUGGUCUUCAAGAAGAUUCCUUAUGAGGAGUUCUUCGGCCAAGGCUGGAUGAAACUGGAGAAGAAUGAGAGGACCCCUUACAUUAUGAAAACCACAAAGCACUUCAAUGAUAUCAGUAACCUGAUUGCCUCAGAGAUCAUCCGCAACGAGGACAUCAACGCCCGGGUGAGCACCAUCGAGAAGUGGGUGGCCGUGGCCGACAUCUGCCGCUGCCUGCACAACUACAAUGCCGUGCUGGAGAUCACCUCCUCCAUGAACCGCAGCGCCAUCUUCCGCCUCAAGAAGACGUGGCUCAAGGUCUCCAAGCAGACAAAAGCUUUGAUUGACAAGCUCCAAAAGCUUGUGUCAUCUGAGGGCCGAUUUAAGAAUCUCAGAGAAGCUCUGAAAAAUUGUGACCCGCCCUGUGUCCCCUACCUGGGGAUGUACCUCACCGACCUGGCCUUCAUCGAGGAGGGGACGCCCAAUUACACGGAAGACGGCUUGGUCAACUUCUCCAAGAUGAGAAUGAUAUCCCACAUCAUCCGGGAGAUCCGCCAGUUCCAGCAAACCGCCUACAAGAUAGAGCACCAAGCAAAGGUAACUCAGUAUCUACUGGAUCAAUCUUUCGUGAUGGACGAGGACAGCCUCUACGAGUCUUCCCUCCGGCUAGAACCGAAGCUCCCCACCUGA